Messenger RNA from Heterocephalus glaber (naked mole-rat), 1515 nucleotides. RefSeq names its product TP53 regulating kinase (gene Tp53rk). Gene Ontology annotation, cellular component: nucleus; EKC/KEOPS complex; cytosol. Lineage: Eukaryota; Metazoa; Chordata; Mammalia; Rodentia; Bathyergidae. Gene Ontology annotation, molecular function: protein serine/threonine kinase activity; ATP binding. Gene Ontology annotation, biological process: protein phosphorylation. The record is from RefSeq and is a predicted model, not a curated record.
AAAUGAGACUACGGGGUGGGAUGGGGGGCUUUCCAGGAUCUAGACUCCUGAAAGGAGCACAGCGUUCUUAAACAUUUUCCUGGAGAGACGCUGAAGUUUUCAAAAGAGGCAAGACUCUGGGAGACAGGCUCAAAGGCCAGUCGCGGGCAUCACCGAGGGCUUCCGGAGAGAGCCGAGGAGUGGGGAAGCGCAGCUUACCGAGAACUGCCGAAAAUUUACGGAGAUAGACGAAGAGCUAGCCGGUAGACCUUAAGAAUCCGUUCCGAAGAAGCACUGAACACUUCAAAAAGAGUCAAAAGGGCGGGAGCCGGAACCACUUCUACAGGGCAGAAGUGUCGGAGGGGGACAUAUUGACUGGCGGAAGAGGUCUGAGGAUUUCCGGAAUGGGCAGAAGCACCGCUGUCAAUCUUUCCAUAGAGCGGAAAGAUCGCAUGCCCUAGCUGAGGUUUGGUUAUGGCUGAGGCGAGCCAGGAUCCCGCGCCGGAGGCCGAGGCGCUGGCCGAGGCCCGAGAGCGGAACAGCCGUUUCUUGAGCGGCCUGGAGCUGGUGAAGCAGGGCGCCGAGGCGCGCGUAUUCCGCUGCCUCUUCCUGGGCCGCGCGGCCGUGGUGAAGCACCGCUUCCCCAAGGGUUACCGGCACCCGGCGCUGGAGGCGCGGCUCGGCCGGCGAAGGACGGUGCAGGAGGCCCGGGCGCUGCUCCGCUGCCGCCGCAUAGGAAUAUCUGCCCCAGUUGUCUUUUUUGUGGACUAUGCCUCUAACUGCUUAUAUAUGGAAGAAAUGGAAGGUGCAGUGACUGUUCGAGAUUAUAUUCAAUCCACUAUGGAGACUGAAAAAACUCCCCAAAGCCUCUUGGGCUUAGCCAAGACAGUCGGGCAGGUUUUGGCUAGAAUGCAUGACGAAGACCUCAUUCAUGGUGACCUCACCACCUCCAACAUGCUCUUGAAACCCCCGCUGGAACAGCUGAACAUUGUGCUCAUAGACUUUGGGCUGAGUUUCAUCUCAGGACUUCCAGAAGAUAAGGGAGUAGACCUCUAUGUCCUAGAGAAAGCCUUCCUCAGUACCCACCCCAACACUGAGACUGUGUUUGAAGCCUUUUUGAAGAGCUACUCCACCGCCUCCAAAAAGUCCAAGCCAGUGCUAAAAAAAUUAGAUGAAGUGCGCUUGCGAGGAAGGAAGAGGUCUACGGUGGGGUAGAAGAACGUGUGUGACAAUCACAUACAGUGAAGCUGUUUUUCAGAGUAAAUUUGAAUGCAACUAAAUAAAGGAGUUGGGAUAUUUUAAAGCAUUCUGUGAUGAUGCUUAAGUGUCAGUAAUCCACAGUUGUUAUCAAGAGUUUUUUAUACAAAUAAGACAUUCUAGGCAGAAUUGGGUACUUAAAUCAAUCUAGGGCCGGCUCUCUCAUAUUUAACCCAGUGUUUUGUUUUUUGUAGUGUACAUGAUAUAUUUUAUUGAACCCACUUUUGGGAGACACAACCAACAUUUUUGAAAUGAAAUAAAGUCUAGAAAAUAUCUGUA